Molecule: messenger RNA, 294 nt
Organism: Linum trigynum
Lineage: Eukaryota; Viridiplantae; Streptophyta; Magnoliopsida; Malpighiales; Linaceae
Source: the annotation of a GenBank genome assembly
AUGAGGAUAAUCUGCUCCGGGACGAUGAUUUUCACUCCUAUGACGAUCUCCAGGCUCGAUUCGAUGAAAUCCAGCUCUAAGACAGCUUCUAGGAUGUGUUCUUCGUGCACGGCCGUGCAAUCUUCAGGGCCUGCCCGUGCAGCUCCUCGGCAUGAGGCGCACGGCCAGAUUGCAACCGUGCACGGCCGUGCAGCCCCUCUGGUCUGCCCGUGCAGCUCCCAAAAACCUCGCCAUUCGUCUGUUCUUCGUCCAAUCGACCCCAGAAUCGCUCCUAAGCCUUCAUUCACGUACUAG